Melozone crissalis (California towhee) is the source of this 1263-nucleotide messenger RNA. It is a transcript of the gene CKMT2, whose product is annotated as creatine kinase, mitochondrial 2. Bases 1 to 1263 code for a protein of 420 amino acids. The transcript is spliced from 9 exons. Gene Ontology annotation, biological process: phosphocreatine biosynthetic process. Gene Ontology annotation, molecular function: creatine kinase activity. The record is from RefSeq and is a predicted model, not a curated record. Gene Ontology annotation, cellular component: mitochondrion. Lineage: Eukaryota; Metazoa; Chordata; Aves; Passeriformes; Passerellidae.
AUGGCUGGCACCUUCUGCCGUCUGCUGGCGGGGCGCGCGGCGCCCGCGCUGUUCGCCGCCGCGGGCACGGGCGUGCUGGCCACGGGCUACCUGCUGGGCCAGCACAACUCCGUCAGCGCCGCCGUGCAGGAGAAGAGGAAGCUCUUCCCCCCCAGCGCUGACUACCCCGACCUGCGCAAGCACAACAACUGCAUGGCCGAGUGCCUGACCCCGGCCAUCUACUCCCGCCUCAGGGACAAGAUGACCCCCAACGGGUACACUCUGGACCAGUGCAUCCAGACCGGGGUGGACAACCCUGGCCACCCCUUCAUCAAGACCGUGGGCAUGGUGGCUGGGGACGAGGAGUCCUAUGAGGUGUUUGCUGAGAUUUUUGAUCCUGUCAUUAAAGCCAGGCACAACGGCUAUGAUCCACGGACAAUGAGGCAUCACACGGACCUGGAUGCAUCCAAGAUCACGCACGGGCAGUUUGACGAGCGCUACGUGCUGUCGUCGCGGGUGCGCACGGGGCGCAGCAUCCGCGGGCUGAGCCUGCCGCCCGCGUGCAGCCGCGCCGAGCGCCGCGAGGUGGAGAACGUGGUGGUCACCGCGCUCUCCGGCCUGCGCGGCGACCUGGCCGGCAAGUACUACAGCCUCACCAGCAUGACCGAGCGCGAGCAGCAGCAGCUCAUCGAUGAUCACUUUCUCUUUGACAAGCCCGUGUCCCCGCUGCUGACAUGUGCUGGCAUGGCCCGUGACUGGCCGGACGCCAGGGGCAUCUGGCACAACAAUGAGAAGACAUUUCUCAUCUGGAUUAAUGAAGAGGACCACACCAGGGUGAUCUCCAUGGAGAAGGGUGGCAACAUGAAGCGUGUCUUUGAAAGAUUCUGCCGUGGAUUAAAAGAGGUGGAAAGGCUGAUCAAGGAGCGCGGCUGGGAGUUCAUGUGGAACGAGCGCCUGGGCUACGUGCUGACCUGUCCCUCCAACCUGGGCACGGGGCUGCGGGCAGGGGUCCACGUCAAGCUGCCCAGGCUCAGCAAGGACCCCAGGUUCUCCAAAAUCCUGGAGAACCUGCGGCUGCAGAAGCGCGGCACAGGCGGGGUGGACACAGCAGCUGUGGCUGACAUCUACGACAUCUCCAACCUGGACCGCCUCGGGCGCUCGGAGGUGGAGCUGGUCCAGAUUGUCAUCGACGGGGUCAAUUACCUGGUUGACUGCGAGAAGAAGCUGGAAAGAGGCCAAGACAUCAAGGUGCCACCCCCCCUGCCUCAGUUUGGCAGGAGAUGA